UGUGCUCUUACUGCUUAGUUCUCUCUCCUACUCCCUUACAUCUCUCCUUUCUCCUUAUCCUUUCCUUGCUUACUGUAUCUACUUCUCUUUCCUAUCACUUACUCCUCACCACUUUUCCCUACCCCAUUUGUCCGGCCAAUUUAAUGCCACCUGAGGCGAACCUGCAAUAAUUCACGUCAAAAAGCAAAAAAAAACUUCUCUGCGCCCUGCUGACUCACGUUUUGUUUCGUCUUUUAUCUUAUAGUGUUUUUGUCUUUAUCUAAAGAGUACUGGCUUUUAAUGUGUAAAGUAGGUUAAGUCCUGCUGUAACUCUAAUUUAAGCAGAGAUUACCUAUGGAAUUCAAUUUGCUUCGAUCCUGACACACUUAUCUUGCUUCUUUCACAUUCAUCAAUCGUUUUAUAUACGCACGCUGGUUCAGAGUAGAUCUAUUCCAACUCCAAUUUAAGUUCCUUUCAUUAUUUUCCUUUUUCAAAAUACUUCGACGAAUAUUCUGUAGGUCAGUGUCGUGUUCUUGUCUACGUAGGUACUUCUCUCUACAAAGUUAUUAUUUAUUUAUUUAUUUAGGUACACAUACAGCAAUACACAUUAAACUUUUACAGACAACAUUAUAAAUAGAAAGAAAGACUUGGUAUAUAUGCAUGCCAAUUACAUGCGUACACAGCAUUCACCGUAAGUGAAAACAAACAAACUAUAUUAAGUUCCGAAAUUAAUUCUUGGAGCUGCUGAAACCUUCUAGAAUUUACCCAAAUGUGGGACUGUAAAGUGUUCUGUCUCCUCUGUUUCAUUUUUAUUUUAUUUACAUUUGUUUUAAAUCUUUAUUAUUUUAUUCCUUUUAAAAAAACAUUUAUUAACCUUUCCUUUCUUUUCCACCAGACAUUUUUUAAAUUUUCUCCAAAGAAGGCAUGGUAAAGGUUAGUGCCCAUUAUUCUAUUUCUAAGGCCAUGUCUUUCUCCUAUCAAUUUUGUACAGAGCAUUAUAAAUUCUUUCGUCUCAUUCUGUCUAUCUAUAAUACUUAUAUAUCUAUCUCUUUUUCGUAAUCAUCGUAUUUUUUCGUAAUCUCUUCUCAUCCAAAGCCUUAAUGCUUGGCUCUCUUACUCUGCACCAACCGUGAUUGGUUUUCAUAUAUCGUUACUCCUUCUAGUUUGGAGUAUCAUACGUUUGCUUAAGCGCAUUCUCUCUCUCCUUGGCAUUUAUUAAUCCCAUCUGAUGGUGGGGUCUGCCUUCUUCGUACUUCUCUUCCACUUCGCUCUAUCGGACGUGUCGUUCUCGGAGACAUUGCACAUACACAGGUCCUUUUUGACCACAUCCGCCCAUCUUGUUUUUGUUUAAGCGCAUUGUCCACUUUAAAACUCUUUUAUCCUAGUUGUCGGCUCUACAACUAGAUGUGACCAAUGAUGUGCCUUUCUCGGGAAUAUUCCUAAAGUGGAAAUGUUUCCGUUGUAAAAACUUUAAUAGUAAGGACACUGGCUGCUUCUCUUUUUCAAAUUCUUUCUUGUAGAGUCUGUGCGGAAAGAGAACCGGCGUGGCGUAAAAUGGAACUAACAUUAUGAUUUUUACAUGGCAACCCAAUCCAGCCAUCUGUCAAAUGUCAAACGUGAUUUCGCAUUGAUACAGUUUUUUGUCGUGUUGUUUUCUUGUGAUUUUUGAUUAAAAUCAUGUCGAAAAGAGGUAAAACCUUACGCAGUUCUACAAGGGAAUUAAUAUUUAAUAUUAUUCAGUUUUGCCAGAGAGAGAAAUCCGCGAAACACACCAUUAUUGACCUAAACAAAGUCACGGAACGUGUGGCAGCUAUGUCCUGCUUAAGUAGAGAUACAAUAUCUAAAAUAAAAAAAGAAGGUUCCACAAAUAACGGCGUGUGGUGCACACCAGGGAAAAAACGCAAAGGAAGACCAAACAAAGUCAUUCUUGAUGAUUUUGAUAAGUGCGUCAUCCGUAACAAAAUACGUGAAUUUUAUGCUGUAAGGAAGGAGGUACCGACUUUGAGGAAGCUACAUCGUGUGUUAAAGGAAGACAUAAACUUUUGCGGUGGAAUCACUAGUCUCCGUGGGGUUUUAAAAGAACUGGGUUAUAGAUAUAAAAAAUGUGAGUCAAAACGAAAAGUUCUCAUAGAGAGACAUGAUAUCGUGGUCUGGCGCGCUAAAUAUUUGCGAAUAAUGAAACACUUGAGGGCAACUGGAAAACCGGUUGUAUAUAUUGAUGAAACGUAUAUUCAUACUGCACAUGAAGUUAGUAAGUGUUGGCAAGGCCCCAAUGAACCUGGAGUAUCUAAAGCAAUUUCUCUUGGUGAACGAUAUAUUAUAGUUCAUGCUGGUAGCAGAGAAGGAUUCAUUGAAAAUUGUUUACUUGCAUAUAAAACUAAAAGUAUUUCAGCGGAUUACCACCAUGACAUGAAUCGAGAUAAUUUUACCAAGUGGACAAAAGAAAAACUCUUGCCAAACCUGUCUCAACCGUCUGUCAUUGUGCUAGAUAACGCAUCCUAUCAUAGUACACGCAUAAAUAAACCUCCAAAUAGCAAUGACAGGAAAGAAACUUUGAAGAAAUGGUUGGAAGAUAAUGGAAUAGAAUAUCCAGUUGACGCGCUGAAAGCUGAACUUGUAAGUUUAGUAAAAAGGAACAAAGGAGAACCAGUAUUUGAAAUUGAUCAACUACUUGAGGAGCAUGGUCAUACUGUUGUCAGGUUACCGCCAUAUCACUGCGACUUGAAUGCUAUUGAGAUGAUAUGGAGCUUAGCAAAAAGACAAGUAGCAUCAAAGAAUGUGAACAUAUCAGCAAAAGAACUAUUACCAAUUAUAAAUGAAUGCUUCAGAACUAUUACCGCAGAACAUUGGCGAAAAGAGUGUGAUCAUGUGAUACAUGUAGAACAAAAAUAUUGGGAACAAGACCGUUUAAUGGAGGAUAUGCAAGAAUUUAUUAUAAAUGUAACAGAUUCGAGCACAUCAAGUUCAGAAGAAGAUAAUUCUUUGGAUCUGUCUGGUAGUUCCAAACAAAGUUCAACCGUGUCCGGCAUUCAAUAUUUAGAAUCAGACUUUGAUUAUGAUUCUGAUCAUGGAGCCAGUGAAUAAAUAUAAAAUUAUAUAAAUA
Messenger RNA from Pectinophora gossypiella (pink bollworm), 3082 nucleotides. RefSeq lists its product as uncharacterized. Bases 1657 to 3063 code for a protein of 468 amino acids. The record is from RefSeq and is a predicted model, not a curated record. Gene Ontology annotation, molecular function: nucleic acid binding. NCBI's taxonomy places the organism in Eukaryota, Metazoa, Arthropoda, Insecta, Lepidoptera, Gelechiidae. The transcript has 2 exons.